Trichomycterus rosablanca is the source of this 1427-nucleotide messenger RNA. It is a transcript of the gene stoml2, whose product is annotated as stomatin (EPB72)-like 2. The record is from RefSeq and is a predicted model, not a curated record. The transcript has 10 exons. Bases 106 to 1191 code for a protein of 361 amino acids. Gene Ontology annotation, biological process: mitochondrion organization. Gene Ontology annotation, cellular component: membrane; mitochondrion. NCBI's taxonomy places the organism in Eukaryota, Metazoa, Chordata, Actinopteri, Siluriformes, Trichomycteridae.
GUGGAGAACUUACAGAGGAUCAGUUUUGUAUUUGAAGACUUAAUACGUUCUUAAAAUAUACAAUUAAUUAUUCAUAUUAACAGAUAAUAAUAAUAUAAGUGGAAGAUGUUGAGGAGUGUGGUGUGUAGAGCCGGUACUGCUACUGGCCAGCUGCUGAAGCACUCGCAGCGGACUGUCCCAGUGUGGUGGGGAACUCGGACCCAGCAGCGAUGGGCGUCCAGCCUUCCCAUGAACACAGUGAUCCUCUUCGUGCCACAGCAGGAAGCCUGGGUGGUGGAGAGGAUGGGACGCUUUCAUCGAAUCCUCGAGCCUGGUCUUAAUUUCUUAAUACCGAUCCUGGACAGGGUCCGGUACGUGCAGAGCCUCAAAGAGAUUGUGAUAGAUGUUCCUGAGCAGUCUGCUGUGUCUCUUGACAACGUGACUCUCCAGAUCGACGGAGUUUUGUACCUGCGGAUACUCGACCCCUUCAAGGCCAGCUACGGAGUCGAAGACCCGGAAUACGCCGUGACCCAGCUGGCACAGACCACCAUGAGAUCGGAGCUGGGGAAACUCAUCCUGGAUAAAGUGUUCAGGGAGAGGGAGUCUCUAAAUUCCAACAUCGUGCACUCCAUUAACCAAGCCUCCGACGAGUGGGGGAUCCGCUGCCUCCGAUACGAGAUCAAAGAUAUUCACGUCCCUCCACGUGUGAAAGAGUCCAUGCAGAUGCAGGUGGAGGCCGAGCGUAAAAAGAGAGCCACCAUCCUGGAGUCCGAGGGAACCAGGGAGUCGGCCAUCAACGUGGCCGAGGGGCGCAAACAGGCUCAGAUUCUGGCCUCCGAGGGAGAGAAAGCAGAGCAGAUCAACAAAGCCGCAGGUGAGGCCAAUGGUUUGCUGGCUAAAGCGGAGGCUAAAGCGAAAGCGGUCAAGCUGCUGUCUGAAGCUCUCACUCUGCAGAACGGAAAUGCAGCGGCGUCCCUCAGCGUGGCCGAACAGUACGUCUCAGCUUUCUCCAACCUGGCCAAAGAGGGGAACACCAUCAUCCUGCCAUCCAACACAGGAGACGUCUCCAGCAUGGUGACACAGGCUAUGGCGAUCUAUGGUACUUUAUCUAAGAAUCAGAUCUCCAGGCCGCUGAAGGCGUCUCCAGAAGCCGAGGUAGAGAUGAAAGCGGGGCAGGAACCUGCCACACAGGAAUUCACCUCCAGCCAAUAAAUGACAAACAGGACAGGAAGAGCGCCGAGCACCCUAUAGGAAACGAGAGACUUAACCAUCCCAGUGUGGGGGGUGGGACAGAUGAAGAACUGAAGGGUGAAGCGAUGAAAAUCAUUUACAUGACUGCAGAUGGGGGGGGGGUCUAAACUGGCCUGUGCUGUUUUUUUCUUCAAGUUUGCUCAGAUAAAGAAAAUUUUUUUGCUGGUUGAUGUUAAUAAAAUGUUAAUUAAAACAUU